Molecule: messenger RNA, 3930 nt
Organism: Plasmodium inui San Antonio 1
Lineage: Eukaryota; Apicomplexa; Aconoidasida; Haemosporida; Plasmodiidae
Exons: 1
Coding region: 1-3930 (1309 amino acids)
Source: RefSeq, a predicted model, not a curated record
AUGGCGGCGUAUCACCCGUUGUGUCCCCUUCUGCGGCGAAGUGUCUUUAACAGUCAGGUAAAAAAAAGGGCCGACCAAUUUUAUCGAGGCUUCGUAAUAAGCAGCCGAGUAGGGGGAGCAAAGAGACACAAAAAGCUGAGCUCCAAAACGGCGAAACAUAUCAACUACGUGUUCGAGAAGAAGAAGAAGGCUGAUGAGGAAAGAAGCUUUAAUAGACUAAAGAGGAGGAAGCUGAAGGAGGUGCCUUCUUCCCAGUUUCACUUCAUUUGCCACCUUAAGAAUGGGGAAGUGCAAUCCGCGCGAAGGGGGAACGUCUCGCUGCUAAGGGGGGCGCUGCCUCCCUCGGGGCAGGCGCAGCUUCGGUGGGGAGAGCUGACCCCAAAGGGGGAAGCCACAAUUGGUGAGUCGCCCCUAAUUGGUGAAUCGCCCCUAAUUGGUGAAUCGCCCCUAAUUGGUGAACUGCUCCCACUUGGUGAAUCACUCCCAAUUGAGGAGUCUCUCCCCCCUAGGGAGGCGUUCCAAUUCUUCCCGCGCGCAACCAUCCGGCAAGACAGGAGGGAGAAGGACCUGAAGAACGCGAGCGCGCUGAGCAGCAUCUUCCAUUUGGGGAGGAACAAAGACAUCUGCAACACCUAUCUUAGAGUCAGCCUAAUCAACAUAUACCACGAGGAAAACCACAAUCACGUCAUCCUAAAAAUGAUGAAGCAAGUGCAACACACACACAGUCAUAUGAACAGCCGACAGAUCAGUUUAAUUAUUUAUAAUCUGUAUCAGUACUUCUUCACCCAAGUAGUAAAACAGAUUUACGGAAAGGAUACCCCCUCGAACUAUGAAUGGUACUUAAGGUUAUUUUACGUUGUUGAUGAUGGCCUUUUUGUCAAUCCCCCGGGGAAUAAGGGGGAGAGGUACCAAAGCAAUAUGCCGGUAGACAACCGCUUGAUGAGAAACCUCCUCAUAACAUUAUCGAGAAAUGUGAAAACGUACCUGCAUUGUGAAGAUGACCUGAACACACUAAGCAGGAUCGCUUUUGUUUACUCCUACUUCUCUGUGAGGGACAAUGCCCUCAUGGAGUUACUCAUUCGUAAAAUUUCCCAAUGCAUGGAUAUGAAAAAAAAUAAAAAAAUAAAAUAUUUUUCGCUAGCUGCUUUGGCCCUCGAAAAGUGGAAAUUGUACAGCGUCAAAUUCAUGCAUGCGUAUUCCUCCCUUGUGACAAAGACAGUUGACAGGUUGACAAGGAAAGGGGAAGAGCUGCUCAUCAGCCCGAAGAAGGCGGAGAAGAAAAAAAAAAAAAAGAAAUUAAAACAUGUCAACCUGUUCGAUGUGCACAAAAAGGAGAAAAAAAAAUUGCCACUCAUCAGUUUGAAAGACAUUCUGACUUACCUGUAUGUGCUGAACAGGAACGACGUCAAGGACAAUCACUUUGUUGAGAGGCUGCUCCGAUACGCAACCUUGUUCUUGGGAGGUGACUGCACAGCAGAGGGGGGUAACCCCGGGGAGUGUCUCUCCCUAUCUGUGAACAAAGAGGAGAAGGAACGCUUCAACGCAGACUCCUAUUCGCAGAAAAAUAAGCUCCUAACUAGUCCCGCAUUUCGUAGCGCCCUCUAUGCAAAUAGGAAGCGACACAAAAACAGGAAUAACCUGUUGACCCUUUAUGCAUUAUACAGAAUUAGUAAGCGUGCUGCCCGUCGAAGGGACAAGCCCCUCAGCUGUUUUGCGAAUCGAGUUUGGCUUCACGAGGAGGGAGGGGAAAGGAACUUACCGAUCCGUAGCGAUCCCGUCGAGGUAACCAUAACGGGUUGUCAGAACGACCCGCGUGAUAGCACGCCCACCGAAAACAGAAGUGCAUUUUCCCCAGCCGAUUACGGGCCCGAGUCCACUGUCUUCAUCAACAAGCAGCGCACCAGGGUAAGUUUCUACAAAAAGGAGGUCAUCCCCAUGGCAAUUUUUCUGCACCACGUCACUCGGUAUGAUUACGCAUUUUUAAAAAAAAAAGAUGAUUUUUCAAAAUUGACAAAAAUGUACAGAGAGAUACUCCUCAACAGUGACCUUACGAAUCUUCACUUUUUUUACACCCACAAGAUUGUAAUGGUUAGCAGACACACAGAUAUAUGUAGCGACUUCCUAACCGCGUUGUACAUGUCCGCUCUCCACAAAUGCAGACGAUAUAUUGCCUUAAAAAAUGCGGGUGUCUUCUCCGACGUGUGUGCUCAGAACGUAUGUGCUUCUGUUGUGUUCCUCUACAUAGAAGUUUUGAAAAAUAAAAUAAAAGAUGACCCCUUAACGAAUGCGUUAACUGAAUUCUUGGUCAAAUUUUUUUCAAUGUGUGACCCUGAACAAGUCACCCUUGAAUUUUUAAUCCCUCCUCUGAAGCUUCUAACCAUGUUGCAGUGCCUCCGUGUGAAAGUGGGCCCACGUCACGACAACUGUUACAUUUUGCCGGAGGCUAUUCACAAUACAAGUGUAGUAUCAAAGAAGGGGAGCAAUGUGGAUGAGCUCCCAUCCCGCAAUACGAACAGCCAAAUCGAUGAACAAAAAAACAACGUUAAGUCAGACGGACCAAAUGCGUUACCAUCACGUAAGACCAAGUUGAAACUUUUAAACAUAACCAUUUUGACAAUUUUAAAAGGGAUAAACUGGAACAACGUGGAUAAUUUUUUGCUGCUCAAAAGUUACAAAUAUGUGAACAGACUAGCUGGGCAGGAAAAAAAGGUAAAGUUUUGUAUGAACAUGGUCAGGCAAAAAAAUCGCACAUUGUGCAGCAAAAUAACCCAGGCGGUAAAGGGAAAAGUGGGCGACUUUAAUUGCGCGGAAUUGCUGAAGGUCUACCUCUACAGCGGAAACGACUUUAAAAGGAAAACUCUCCUCUUGAGAAACGUCUUUACAAAUUUGUUGCUGUCAAAUGGGGGGAUUGUUCACAGAGGGGAUAACAACUUCUUCAUGUUGUUUUUUAAAACCGCCUUAACACAUGUGCACCUGAAUGGAGUGGGAAAAAAAAAAAAAAAAAAAAAUAUAUAUAUUUUUAAAAAUUCCAAUGAUGUAAUGAACAAACUGAUGGUGCUAUGUAGGACUUACAUUUGCAGACAUGUGGACAGCAUGAGAAGGAAGCACCUGUACUCAUUAAUCAUGCACAGUCUUCUCUAUUUAUGUUCACUUUUGCAAAAAGGAAAAAAUAAGGUGAAUUACCGUGCUGUAAGAGGCAACCCCAUUGCGCGGAUCCUUGUUGAUAUUGCGAGCACAACGUUGAAGAGGUGGACCUUUAUGAACGACGAAAGGAGUCUACUCAUUUAUGUGUGUCUACUUUAUUUUCGCAACAUGGGGAGGAAAAAUAAAAAAGUAAAAAAUAUUUUGUUUAACAAAAAUGAUGAUAAGCAUUUUGUAGGGAACCUGUCAAAAGUGUAUGCAGAACAAGUUGAACAAAUCUGCCUCUCCGACUUUCACCCCACCGCCACGACGUAUACGAACCCCUUGCUGCUUUUCCUUUUAUUUAAACACAAAAUAGUUUUACGUCACCAUAGGAGCAGGAAAGAUAUGCGAAUUGUACAGAAGCUGGUCGGCAGUGGAACCCCACUUCACCGCCACAUGAUAAACGCAGCAAGUGACACUCAUCUCAUACGAGUCAGCCUUUAUGCGAUAACGAAAAAUUAUUCCAUCCUAAUGGAGGAAGACCUUUUGGACGAUUUGCAUUUGCGCACAAGUACCGUGCAGGAGCAGCCAACUCGGAACAGCAUGACUUCCCCUUCCCACUUGGCAACACAGAAUAACCCCGGAAACGUAAGCGAGUGGGUUGAAUUGCUAAUGUGCAUGUCAAAUUGUGAAGAUCACCAUUUGGAUAAAAGCAUCCUUUGCAAUUUUGUUGCACGUAAGAAGUCCGUGGAGAAGGCUAUAAAAGUCGCAUUAAGCAUGAACGUGUUGGAAACGUUUUGUUGGUAG